Molecule: messenger RNA, 2187 nt
Organism: Serendipita indica DSM 11827
Lineage: Eukaryota; Fungi; Basidiomycota; Agaricomycetes; Sebacinales; Serendipitaceae
Source: the annotation of a GenBank genome assembly
AUGCAGGUUCGCGAUGCCCGAACAGGGGUCAACCGCCAAGAGAUGGAGGAUCUAAGGAAAUUUCUCGAUUCUGGUCCUCAAGUCUUCGGGCCCCCAGCCUCCAUCUCCACGGGCAGUUCCCUGAGCAAGGCGUCUGUCACGAAGAGGUCUGGCAUUUCUUUCUUCAGAAGCAAACGUAGAUCUUUUGAAUGGCAAGAAGUAAACCAUCACGACGUUAGCCACGAGAUUGCAAAGGUUGAUGACAGGAUGACCCCUCGCAAGCUGGGCAGUCACACCGUUCUAAUGAUCAACUAUCCAACGACAUCAGCCCCGAGACCUUUCUCGCGCUCCAUUUCGGCAGGUACCUUUCUCGACGACUCAACCCUUGGGCCAUCUCAAAUUCGUUCUGCAUCUCUGACUAGCACUUCGAAGUCUCUAUCUCCCUUAAUGAUGCACCAUACUCCCUCGAGGAGUCCGCUCAACCGACCCCCCGGCCUCGCCGGAUCGACGCUCCCAUUACCCUCCAAUGGUUCGCCUCGAUAUAGCCAUAUCAUGCGAGAGGAAUUGCUAUUUAAACCUCCCUCUGUUUCUUCGACCGCUGCCGACAUCAUGGAUCGUACAGCAUCUCGAAUGGUCCCGGCAAGUUCGACGGAAACGCAUCUGACCCAAAGAUUCGUUCACCAUCGAUCAUCGCCACUGGAGCCUCGUCGUGCCCCAAUACCUCAGACUCUGUUGCGCGUCGAGUCAGAGCCACUGGCCCAUGCCGCUUCUCGCAUGAAGGUGACCAAAGAGGUAGCAACGCAGACCGACAACCAGGAGUCAUUUGUUUUGAUGCCGAAUACUCACGGAUCGAGUGACGAAACAUUAUCCAAGGUUUCCUUCCCUCUGACCCCGCCUCCGAGCAAUACUACACUCUCUACAGUACCAGCCGCUUUCGAAAGCAAGGAAGAUCAGGCAUCGUCCAAACACCGAAACCGCAAGAGGAAGGGGAAAGCGGUGGUCCUUAGUGAUCAUUAUGAACCCGAUGGUGAUCUCAAUGCCAUAGAGAUGGAGCUGACGAGGAUCGAGGACAAGGACCAAGCCUUCGGCAAACUAUGGGAACUGUAUGAAUCUCAAAAGGCGCUUAGACGUGCAGAGAACGAGAUGCAUCAGUGGCAAAUUGCAGACCUAAAGGCUGGGUAUAUGGCAGAGAAAAUGGCACAUCGAAGGAUCGCUAGAUUCUUAGCCCAGUCUGGCAUGUCGCCGGAUGACAUAUGCACCAUCUCUGGCGUUUCUGGGAGCCCAUCACUCAAGGAGAGUACCCUCGCCUCAGUUACCACCUUCGACAUGUUCCACUUGGACAAGGCCCGCUUCACGUUGCUCGGCAAGCAAGUGCGAUUGAAUCAGAUGGAGCAGUUCAGCGCGAGCUGCCAACAUUCUCCAGAGGGCCAGUUUGGUAAAGAGCUCAACACAUUGGAUGCCUCCUCUGGUCUCAAACCUCGGAAACAUACACUCCCUUCGCCCUCACCUGUGCCAACGAUCCCGCUUCCACCCAUUCCAACGCAAGGUCGCAAUGCUCGCUCGUUGAUCAUCUCGUCACCGAGGGUCUUGGUAUCACCAAUCAUUCGUUCUAAGUCGCUGAACCAGACGCCGAAGACUACCUUCGCUGAUGCAAUUCAUAUUGAUGAAAGGAUGGCACUACUCGAGGCUGAUUUCAUCGCCUCUCGCAGUCACUCCACGACCGGAAGUACUGACACGAUCAGCCUUGGAAAUUCACCGCAAUGCAUCCACCCGGAACUCCCAUGCCUGGUCGAGACUGAUGAAUCUCCCUUAGUUUGUCUAUCAUCACAGAACAGCCUCUUAUUUGACGCAGAUUGCGAGGACAACGGAUCUUCACAAGGAUCUGUAGCAUCAGAUAGACACUUUUCCACUUGCGCCAGCAGAGACACCGGUAUCACGGCGCUACCGGAUGGAUCAUCCCUCGAACCUAAUAGCGACUUGCAUCCUCUGUCUCGUGCCGGUGAGAGGGAAGGGGCCACCACGGUUGUCUAUGAUGGAGCUGUAGACACCAUUGGGGGACACAUCCAACGAAACAAUGCCGCCGUACAGUGCGAGAUGUCAUCAGAUCAAGAGGUAGUUGAGGGCACCAUCGAUUCCAGUCUAGACGGUGACAAAUGGGCAGCCGUUUUUUGCGCUCUUGUCGGCAAUACCACCGAAAGGGUACAAUGA